Messenger RNA from Castor canadensis (American beaver), 939 nucleotides. The record is from RefSeq and is a predicted model, not a curated record. NCBI's taxonomy places the organism in Eukaryota, Metazoa, Chordata, Mammalia, Rodentia, Castoridae.
AUGAAGUAAAUGGAGAAUAGGAACAACGUGACAGAGUUCGUUCUCUUGGGGCUUGCCCAGAAUCCAAAGAUGCAGAAAAUCAUAUUUGCUGUGUUUCUGGUCAUCUAUAUCAUCUCUAUGACAGGAAAUGUGCUCAUCGUAGUUACCAUAACUGAAAGUCCACUGUUGGGAUCUCCUAUGUACUUUUUCCUGGCCUCACUCUCCUUUUUUGAUGCAUGUCUUUCCUCUGUCAGUACCCCUAAACUGAUUGUAGAUUCAAUCCAUGGAAAAAAGACCAUCCUCUUCAAUGGAUGUAUGACCCAAGUCUUUGGAGAACAUUUGUUUGGAGGAGCUGAAGCUAUACUGCUCACUGUGAUGGCCUAUGACCGCUAUGUGGCCAUCUGCAAGCCCUUGCUCUAUGCGACCAUCAUGAACCGGCAGGUGUGUAGCCUACUAGUGGGAGUGUCAUGGGUGGGAGGUUUUCUUCAUGGAGCUAUACAGAUUCUGUUCAUCUUACCAUUACCUUUCUGUGGUCCUAAUGUCAUCGAUCACUUCAUGUGUGAUCUGAACCCUUUGCUUGAACUGGCCUGUACUGAUACCCAUACUCUGGGGCUCUUCGUUGCUGCCAACAGUGGGUUCAUCUGUAUGUUCAUCUUCCUCCUUCUGCUGGUCUCCUAUGUGGCCAUCUUGUGGUCUCUGAAGACCCACAGUUUGGAAGGAAGACGUAAAGCCUUAUCAACUUGUGUCUCUCAUAUCACAGUGGUCAUCUUAUACUUUGUACCCUGCAUGUUUGUGUACCUGAGACCUGCUGCUACUUUACCCAGUGAUAAAGCAGUUGCUGUAUUCUACAUGAUCAUAACUCCUAUGUUAAAUCCUUUAAUCUAUACCCUCAGAAAUGACCAGAUGAAAACUGCCAUUAGGAAAAUGUGGGGUCAGAUAAUGAAGAAUCAUAAUAUAUGA